Budorcas taxicolor (takin) is the source of this 2761-nucleotide messenger RNA. It is a transcript of the gene ACAP1, whose product is annotated as ArfGAP with coiled-coil, ankyrin repeat and PH domains 1. Bases 512 to 2737 code for a protein of 741 amino acids. Gene Ontology annotation, molecular function: GTPase activator activity; protein binding. Lineage: Eukaryota; Metazoa; Chordata; Mammalia; Artiodactyla; Bovidae. The transcript is spliced from 22 exons. Gene Ontology annotation, cellular component: cytoplasm. The record is from RefSeq and is a predicted model, not a curated record.
UGACUGGUGUGAUUCAACCACACACUUACCAGUAUCCUCUUUAAUUCUUAAAACCACCCUGGAGGUAGGAGUUAUCAUCCCCAUCUUUCAGAUGAGGAAACUGAGGAAUCAGCUUGCCCAGGGUCAGGCAAUCAGGUUUGAACUUGUAUCUCUCAGGCCUCCAUGACUCAACCACUGAAGGAGGACAAGCUGAGAGAGACCAGGGCCCUAGGAAGGUGACUGCAGAUAGUCUCCGAGGGCGGGGCUGUGGCUUCUCUGAUCUCAGGCCCUUCUCCACCCCUGGCCCCGCCUCCACCCCUCCCAGCACUGCCUGAAAGUGAGGGGUGAGAGCUUCUCCUAGGACACCCCUUGCCCCUAGGGAAAGAAUCCUGUCCCCCACCCCCAGGCUCGCCCCAGGGGAGGACCCUCCCCUCCUCCCUCAUCAGCACGUCCCCAGGCGAGGGGAGUGCCCGCACUUGCAGCUCCCCCUCCAGGCCCGAGGGCCCACUGGCCCCGGAGCGGUCUAGCUGAGAUGACGGUCAAGCUGGAUUUUGAGGAGUGUCUUAAGGACUCACCCCGCUUCCGAGCCUCUGUCGAGCUGGUGGAAGCCGAAGUGUCAGAAUUGGAGACCCGGCUGGAAAAGCUCCUCAAACUGGGGAAUGGCCUCCUGGAAAGUGGGCGGAACUACCUUGCUGCCAGCCGGGCCUUCAUUGUGGGCAUUUGUGAUCUCGCCCACCUGGGACCACCAGAGCCCAUGAUGGCGGAGUGUCUGGACAAAUUUACUCAGAGCCUGAGCCACAAGCUGGACAGCCAUGCUGAGCUUCUUGACGCCACCCAGCAAACACUGCAGCGGCAAAUUCAGACCUUGGUCAAGGAAGGUCUCCGGAGCUUCCGAGAGGCUGGCCGGGAUUUCUGGCGGGGGGCCGAGAGCCUGGAGGCUGCUCUUACCCACAAUGCAGAGGUUCCCAGGCGCCGGGCCCAGGAGGCAGAAGAGGCUGGAGCUGCUUUGAAGGUUGCUCGAGCUGGGUACCGGGGCCGGGCCCUGGACUAUGCCCUGCAGAUCAAUGUGAUUGAGGACAAGAGGAAGUUUGACAUCAUGGAGUUUGUGCUGCGUUUGGUGGAGGCCCAGGCUACCCACUUCCAGCAGGGCCACGAAGAGCUGAGCCAGCUGGCCCAAUAUCGUAAGGAGCUGAGUGGCCAGUUACACCAGCUGGUCCUGAAUUCAGCCCGCGAGAAGAGGGACAUGGAGCAGAGACAUGUGCUGCUAAAACAGAAGGAGCUGGGUGGGGAGGAGCCAGAGCCAAGCCUAAGGGAGGGGCCUGGUGGCUUGGUCAUGGAAGGACAUCUCUUCAAAAGGGCCAGCAAUGCAUUUAAGACCUGGAGCAGACGCUGGUUCACUAUUCAGAGCAACCAGCUGGUCUAUCAGAAGAGGUACAAGGACCCUGUGACCGUGGUGGUGGAUGACCUUCGUCUCUGCACAGUGAAGCUCUGUCCUGACUCAGAAAGACGGUUCUGCUUUGAGGUCGUGUCCCCCAGCAAGUCCUGCCUCCUGCAGGCUGACUCAGAGCGCCUCAUGCAGCUGUGGGUCAGCGCCGUCCAGAGCAGCAUCGCCACAGCCUUCAGCCAGGCUCGCCUUGAUGACAGCCCCCGGGGUCUAGGCCAGGGCUCGGGACACCCGGCCAUAAGCUCUGCUGCCACCCUGGGCCCUGGCGGGUUGACCAGGGGAAGGGAGCCUAGUGGAGUGGGACAUGUGGCAGCCCAGGUGCAGAGCGUGGACGGCAAUGCCCAGUGCUGUGACUGCCGGGAGCCCGCCCCCGAGUGGGCCAGCAUCAACCUUGGCGUCACCCUCUGCAUUCAGUGCUCUGGCAUUCACAGGAGCCUUGGAGUUCAUUUCUCCAAAGUCCGGUCUCUGACCCUUGACUCAUGGGAGCCAGAACUCGUGAAGCUCAUGUGUGAGCUGGGAAAUGUCGUCAUAAACCAGAUCUAUGAAGCCCGAGUGGAGGCCAUGGCUGUGAAGAAGCCAGGACCCCGCUGCUCCCGGCAAGAGAAGGAGGCCUGGAUUCAUGCUAAAUACGUGGAGAAGAAGUUCCUGACCAAGUUUCCCGAGAUUCGAGGGCGAAGAGGUGGCCGGGGGCCCCCCAGGGGACAUCCUCCUGUGCCCCCAAAGCCGGGGCGUAUCAGGCCCAAGCCGGGGAGCUUCAGCUCUAAGCCAGAGCCCCCCUCUGAGGACCUGGAGAGCCUGCACCCCGGGGCCCUGCUCUUUCGAGCUGCUGGGCACCCUCCAUCCCUUCCUACCAUGGCUGACGCCCUUGCCCAUGGAGCCGACGUCAACUGGGUCAACGGGGGUCAGGAGAAUGCCACACCACUGAUCCAGGCCACAGCUGCUAAUUCUCUUCUGGCCUGUGAGUUUCUCCUCCAGAACGGGGCAAACGUGAACCAAGUGGACAACCAAGGCCGGGGCCCGCUCCACCACGCGACCAUUCUUGGCCACACGGGGCUGGCCUGCCUGUUUCUGAAACGGGGGGCCGAUCUGGGAGUUCGAGACUCUGAAGGCAGAGACCCCCUGACCAUCGCCGUGGAAACAGCCAACGCUGACAUCGUCACUCUGCUACGAUUGGCAAAAAUGCGGGAGGCCGACGCGGCCCAGGGCCAGGCUGGAGACGAGACAUAUCUUGACAUCUUCCGUGAUUUCUCCCUCAUGGCAUCCGACGACCCGGAGAAGCUGAGCCGGCGUAGUCAUGACCUCCACACGCUUUGAUCCCAGGCCUUCAAGGGCUCGCAC